This is a messenger RNA of Agrilus planipennis (emerald ash borer), 1542 nucleotides long. Its product is annotated as zinc finger protein 267-like. Lineage: Eukaryota; Metazoa; Arthropoda; Insecta; Coleoptera; Buprestidae. The record is from RefSeq and is a predicted model, not a curated record. Gene Ontology annotation, biological process: regulation of DNA-templated transcription. Gene Ontology annotation, molecular function: RNA polymerase II cis-regulatory region sequence-specific DNA binding; DNA-binding transcription factor activity, RNA polymerase II-specific. The transcript has 2 exons. Bases 414 to 1304 code for a protein of 296 amino acids.
CCUCAUUCAAUCGCGAAAACAUAUUACGUAGUGUCGUUAGUCAAGAUCAUAUAAAGUGGUUUCAACAUUUACCGUAUUUCUUGGGCAUCUGUAAUAAAAACACCACGUUGAGAUCAAACAGACAACAGGUCAAUUUAAAAGAAAAACUUUCAAGUCGAAGGGUAAAGGAUAAAUCGGACUGCGAAAAUGAAACUAAACAAAAUUCAACCUCAGCCAAUAAUAGGCUAGCAUGUAAACAUUGUGGCACAAUAUACAAAACGCUAACGGAUCUUAGGAAGCAUGUUAAAUUCGAAGAGAAAGUAUACUACUGUCAUCAUUGCGAAAACUCGGGUAAAAUAACCAAAGAAGAACUAAUCAAUCAUUGCAAGACGGUAGGAAUCAAUUACAAAAUUCCCAAUUUCUUCCGAAAAGCAAUGACAAAAAGGCCGCGAAUGCUCAACCCAAGUGAACGAAUGUGUUGCGAAAUAUGUUCGACUGAAUUUGAGAACAAAACACAGUUGGAACAGCACUACGAAGAAUCUCACAAAAACCAUUACAAAUGCGAAGUGUGUAGCGAGGGAUUCAAAAAAAUACUCGCGUAUAUUUUUCACAUAAAGACUCACAGCGACGACGGCCUAUACAGGUGCGCCCUGUGCAACUAUACAACCCCUAAUCGCUACAUAGUAAAUAAGCAUUUAAAAGACAAACAUGACCAGUUCAAAAAGCACAUUUGCAAAUUAUGCGGCAAAAGUUUCUCCGUAUUCACCUAUUUUCUAGAACACAACAAGUAUUUUCAUAGCGGCGAACGUCCGUUCCAAUGCGACCAUUGCGGCAAAAGGUUCAUGUAUUCAAGGUACCUAAAAACCCACAUGGCUCAUUUACACAAAACUCGGACCGAAGAAGAACUUAAGUGCGUGUUUUGCGGCAACUCGUUCCAAACAUCCCAAGCGCUCAUGAAUCAUCGCAUCAAACAACACCCGAAACAUUUACAUGUUUGCGAAAUUUGCGGGAAGACAUUCAACACAAAGUCGUUGUUGGUGUUGCAUUCUAGCGUACAUUCCAAUCAGAAAGCAUUCGGUUGUUCGUUUUGCGAGAAAAAAUUCAAACGUAGAUCAUUCUUGGUACAACACGAGCGUAUUCAUACCGGUGAGAAGCCGCACGUGUGUCCGCAUUGCGGUAAGGGUUUCUCGCAGCGCAGCAGUAUGGUGAGACACACGAGACGACAUACGGGAGAACGUCCUUAUGCUUGUCAUAUUUGUAAUAAGGCCUUCGCAAGCAGAAAUUUACUUACAAAUCAUCGAAAAAAUUGUAAAGGCGUUUCCUAAUAUACAGAUAAUUAAUAAAUCUAUUAUUUGUUUAAGUUUUGUUUUUAUUUUUAAACAAUAAGUAGAUUUUAGUGUCUUUCAGUUAGAACAACUCGUAGGUAGCCAACGAAUAAAGUUUUAUUUUUACUUUUUGUAAAGCAGCAGUUUUUCUUGAUGUAUUUGGUACGUAUCACGUUAAAACAUAUUAAAAUGUUGUCGUCCCAUAGAAUUUCUUCAUCAUCAUCAUAAGGUCGUCAGU